AUGCCGAGCGACAGUGGGAACAUCUCGAUACCUGAUACAAGCCAUAUGGCAACAUCCUUCCCCUCUUCAAAAGCCGGGAUCAAUGCGAAGAGUGACACACAACCAGAGGAGAUGACUCAAGGGAAAUCAACUGGUCAACAUAAAAAUGGCACCCUUGCAUUUGUCACCAGUAAAUUUUCAGACGAAAGGAGUAACCUAAUGAUGGUGCAUGAGAAGGGGACCCUUGUGGGGAAACACACAUACGGGCAGUUUGUAGUAGAAGGGCCCUUUAAAAGUGACACCAGUCUGAAAGCAGAAGAACAAACCAGUGAAAAACACACACAGGGAGCAAGUGCCACCAAAACCGGGGAGAACAGGAAGAUCACCUCCCCAGCCUGCUCCGCCAAAACGUACGUCGAAGGGGUGACCCGUGAAGGCGGGACAAACGAAGCUGGAAUAAACGAAGCUCGGGUGAACCAAGCCAGGGCCAAUAAGGACGUGGCCAAGAAAGAAAACAAUCCCGUCGCCAACGUGGAAGCACCCCAGGUGGGACGCCCAGCAAGCGAUUCUCAAAAUUUUCCGAACGAAAAAAAAAAAAAGAAAAGGAAGAAGAAGAAAAAAAGAAAAGGUAGUACCCUUCAUGGGGAUGGAAAUGACGCCGCGAAUGAAAGCACGAAGGAACCGGCCAAAGGUGGAAGCGGCCUCCAGUACAACUCCUGGGACGAGAUGGACGACCCGAAAGGGGAGGAUCCAUUCAGCCGAGAAGCGCCCGCCAGGGAAGAGAACUCUAACGGGAGAGACAUCAACGACGGAAGUGACUCACUGGUGGGGGAUACACAAUGGGGAAAGGUGCCAAUCAGCGGGGACAUGCCAAUCAGCGGCGAUAUUCUAACCAACGAGGACACCCUAGCCAAUGCAAACCACAACACGAAGAACCCAGCAGACGGAUGGCCAAAGAAAAAAAUAACCCUCCUUAAGAGGAACGAAAUGAAGUAUGAAAAAUACGCAGUGGGUGGAAAUUACCCCAUAGGAAGUGCCCCUAGUGAAGGAAAAAAUUGGCACCAAGACACAUCUCAGAAAACACUCGAGCAGAGAGAAAAGGAAUAUAGAAAAAUAAGAGCGAGGAUUUUUUCCAAUUUUAAUAAAAAGAAAAAUAUCUUAAGGGUCCCGAAUGACAGCAUGUUCAGGGACGGUUCUAAGAGGGUGCAGGAUCCUCCACCAGCUAGCCAUUUCGCCCCGCCGGUUGGAGGUCCCUAUGAUGCACCGCAUAACAGCCCUUACAGCGCACCGAUAAACAACCCCUACGACACAGCGCUUAACAACGUCUAUUCCUGCGCGAUGAGUGGAUCUUACGCCUCGGCGAAUACCAACCCCUAUGCGACCAACUUCUGCAACCUCCCCCCUCGUAACCAUGACGCCCCCCUUUACACACAUAAAAGUGUGCAUAUGGGCCACAUAAAGGCGACGAACGAUGUGCCUCCUCCACCGCCGAGCUUCUACCCGAGCAGCCAAACAGUUUACCCAAAUUACAUGUACGACAUACCGAAGCAGUCGGGAUUUUCCAAAACGGGUACCUCCUUCCCCUUCCCCAUCGAAUCAAAUGCCAACUGUUACCCGCAUUACAAGAAUGUGAGCUGCCUACCGGGAAGGGGGAAUGUCUCCCAUCGUGGAAAAGCGCAAAGGGCAGAUAAUUGCACCAAGGGAGACACAGGGAAAGACACUCUAGUUGGUGUUUCCAACCAGUACCAACGAAACAAUGGUCGUUACAAUCCCGGCGGUUACAACAUCGGGGGUUACAAUAUCAUCGGUUACAACAGCGGAACGUACCUGGAUGGAGUCUUCACCACCGGUACCUAUAAGAGCAAUGUGCAUAACAAUGGGCUUUAUGCCUCCGGGAUACAGAGUGGAAUCACCCCAAGUCAUCCCAUGCAAGGCAGUGCACCGAUGAAUCACCAAAAACAGAACAACAGCUUCGCCAACAUCACACAUGGAGAUAGGAUUCUCCAAUUGGCGAAUCAAGUGAAACUUCCCAAUAUAGUCAGGACAACGUUCAAAGGAAAUCACUUUACUUCCUUAAGUAACAAAAUGAAUCAAGACGUUUGGAAAAAAAAUAAACCACCGGUGGGGAAGCGGAUCAAUAGUGCCUCGAGGAAGAAAGCAGCAAAUGGGGCAAAUAAGGCAGAUGAAACAAAUGGAGCGAAUAAGAUCCAUAACAACCUCAUCGCUACUGAAAUUCCCAGGCAGAUGGACCUCUUUCACGGGGGAAUGGAAAACAUAAACAGCUCUGCUUCUACCGCUACUGGGGGCGGAGGCACCUGUCGGAGGAAGAAAAAGGACAACAUCGGGGAUGUCAGUGCUGCUCUACCACCAAGUACAAAUGCAUACACAGUGACGAAGACGAAGUUGGCUGUCACCCCCCCAUUGGACUUCUCCACAAGUGAUGUGCAGCUCUGGGGAAAUAGAAACCAGAAAACUGGCGAUGUACAAAGUGCUAAAGGAAGGCGAAUAGAAGGAAGCGCUCCCCCGUUUAAUGCCAAGGGGGAGACCCACACCACCAGGCAGCAACCCUAUUGCACCCAUCAAUCGGGGGGCACGCCCGAGGAACAAUUCCCACGACACACAAAUGAAGAAGGCGCUCUGGAUGCACCGAGUGAUCCCAGGAGGGACCAAAAAAAUGCAUGCCCCCUUCAGAUGAAUGUACCAGAUGGAGGACAGGGGAGGAAAGCCGCCCAGUGGCAGGGAGAGGGAUUCCCUCCACCGCCACUCCACUACAGUGAUUUGUCAUCAGCAGGUGCGCUCACCAGCACGAAGGACACUAAAGGUACACAUAUCAAAGUAGUCUCCUCAAAUGAGGGAGGUAAAAAUGCACCCCUUCCAAACCUAGACGACAUGACCCAUAACGCGGAAGAGAAGGGACAGAAGAAAAGGAAUCCCAAAAGGAAGAAAAGAAAAAAUGCGCAAUGCGGUAUGGCAAAGGGGACGAUUACCCCGAUUGGGUCAUCAAUUGGUACAGCGAUUGGCCAAGCGAUCGGGCAAGCGAUCACCAACGUGCCCAUCACAGCGAUGACGCCGCCCACAGUGAACCCCCAUGUAGCCAACGCGAGACCCCUUACCAGCCCCCAUGGAAGCCCCAACGGACCAAUGCCAAGUACCGCUUACCUGCAAAACCAAAGUGUACCCCCCGUACCAACGAACCACCCAUUGAAGAAGUACAGCGACCCCCUCCUUCUCAUGGACAGCCUAGAAUACUGCAGGGACAUAACCCUAUACGAAAAGAGAUUCGACAGGGGGAACAACACUUUAGAGAACAAUAAGAGGUAUGACGUAGACUUCCCUUCUUUGUAUUGA
Molecule: messenger RNA, 3327 nt
Organism: Plasmodium inui San Antonio 1
Lineage: Eukaryota; Apicomplexa; Aconoidasida; Haemosporida; Plasmodiidae
Exons: 1
Coding region: 1-3327 (1108 amino acids)
Source: RefSeq, a predicted model, not a curated record